GGCUGUUCUCAUUUGGGCAAGACAAGUACUCCUGCUUCUGCUACUUCCUUACCCACCCCCAAGCCUGUCCCUACCCCCAGCCCCCAACCAGGUUGGUGGUAGGGCGGGCAGUGAGGCAGAUGGCUGGGGUAUUUAUAACCCCGGAGCACUUCUUGGGAAAAGUGACUAAGAUGCUAAGAGCGUAUUUAUAGCUGAGUUCUGACGUAAGUGUCAGUGGGGAGGUAGGGCCAGGCCAGGCGUAACAGCAAGAGGGUGGGAAGAGCUGGAAAUUGGGGGCACCUGACAGGGUGUGGAGAGUCAGGAUCAGUAACUCCUGCAGCCAUUUCUUGCUACUUCCCAUGACUCUGUUUCCUGGCACAAACAGGUAAGUCCCCCCAGGCACCACCAUGGACAGACAACUCCACUUUGCAAUCUCGUAUUUCAAGUCUCAGGGACUAGAGGGCUGUAACUCACCUGCAGCAACCAACAGAAAGGGAAUUAGGAGCUUGGGAAAAUACCAGCCAAAGGACUUGAAUGUUUCAGGGCCUGGAGAGAAAUGCAGUGUGCACAGGAGCAUGUAGGAAUCUUAUUGUCCCUUCUUUUGUCUCCUUUCCAUAUGGUGCCCUAAGUUCCAAAGAAGAGCCUGGCACCAGACAUCGUGCUCCAUUGCCAUGUUGUCAGUAUGAUGAGGUCUAAAAUCAGAGGUGGCAGUGAUGCAUCCCUGAGGAUAGCCUCUGCUCUCUGGCAGUGGUGAGGGGGAAUAGUAGAGGAACUAGCUCUUCCCAGACCCCUGUGGAGGAUGCAGGGUCCCAGAGGGAGAGGGUAAGGCACACUCCUAAUCUCUUGAUUCCCAACAGCAGUCCCUUUCCAGUCCCUGGGAAGCUCUGGUCAUCUAGAAGCCAGCUGCUGUCCAGUGGCACAGCACUGCCACAUAGUGGACACUGGUGGUAUUGAGGCCCAGCCCCCAAGGUGGGACCCCCUUUUGAUGGCUCUUGACAGCUCCACCAACUGAACAGCAGGAAGAAGAAUAAGUGGUAUAGGGACACAUUUCCAAAUCACACUACCUUCCCAACAGUUUUCUCCUUGCUACCUCCCCCAGCUUCUUGAAGAAACUGGGGCAGACUGAGAAAAGCUAGCCCGAGGCCCAUCCUAUUAAAGGUUCUUUCUACUCCUAUUUAAAGUCCUUGAAGACUAGGCAGGUGACAUAUACCUAUAAUCCAAGCUACUCAGUAGGCUGAAGCAGGAAGAUCACUUGAGCCCAGGAGUACAAAGCCAGCCUAGGUGACAUAGCAAAACUUUAUCUUGAAAGAAAUUUUUAAAAAAUCAGUGAAGUGUAUAGUAAGGAGGGCUGAGACUGGGAACUAAGGUUGGUGUACUCUCUUGCUUUGUUCUCAAAACCUCUUAAACCUCCCAUUUCCCAACUCCAUUUACAGAGGCCUCACACCACUUCUAGGAUGCCUCAAACCUAGGAAACUCUUAUAGCACCCUGAAAGAGAAGCAGCAGUUGGGUACAGGCCCUUCCAAGUCGCAUGCCCUUCUGCCAGCCUUGAUGGACUCUGCCCUGCUGUAAGGUUGCAUCACUGCCACCCCCACCUCUCUGGGUUUCCCCAGACAUCACAGUAGCACGUCCCCCACACCUUGUUCUGGCCCUCCUCCACAUUGUGCACCAGUCCAAUUGGACUCUGGGCGGACAGCACAGGCAGGGUCAGGGGGUGAUUUCUAUGUCCCGUGGCUCUGCCACCUUAGCAUGAACAGAAGGACUCCGUUCUCCUACCACCCCCUAACCCUUCACCCCUGUCCCAGUCCCAAGUUCUAGAAAUAGACCAUAAUCCUUCUGGACCAGAGACCCCAGAGAAAUAAACACUGGAACUAACAGCUGCCUCACAGAAAUUGCUGCGGGAGUGGUGACUGGGAAAAGUAAAGACUGAACUGGGGGGAAAUUGCCCUUCCCCACCUGGCUUAUAUGGAGUCCCUCCUCUGAGUCCCAGACCUUGGGAACUGAGUAUGUGAAAUCAUCCUCUUUCUUGCAUCAUGUGUGUCCACGUUGUCCCCCCGCCCUACCAUGCCCCUGCCUCAAGCCACCACAGCCAGAUGGUGAAACCCGAGCCCCAGGGGGGACCUUCACCCCUUGCAGGAACCUGAUGGGCAGCACAGCUGGCCAAUCCUAAGGUUCAGAGGGUAGGUCUGCUGGCUGACCACUAGGUGAGGAAGCCCCAGGCAGCUGGCUCUAAAGAGGCCCCAGGUCAGUAGCCAGACCAUGAACUGUUUGGGUCAAACAGCUACCCAUCGGACGAUCCAUUUACAGCCUUCCUGAGUCCCAGGCCACAGAAGACAAGUAGCCCUACCUUUGGUCAAGGGUAGCUGUGGCACUGGUGUUUGCCGCUGCUGAGCCCUUACUGGCCUCCAUGCAAUCAGACUCAAUAGACGAGCAACUGCCAUCCAAGGCUCCCGACCCAGGGUCAUCCACCAGGAGCGUGGGGCUCCCAGAUGUCCAGCUCUGGCUGGUGCUGCUGUGGGUACUAAUAUGGGCACAGGGCACAAGAUCUGCAUGCACCUCCUGUGAGAGCCCAACACUGGCACCCCAAGCAGAACGAGCUCUGGUCCUGGAGCUAGCCAAGCAACAAAUCCUGGAGGGGCUGCACCUGACCAGUCGUCCUAGAAUAAUUCAUGCUCCACCCCAGGCAGCGCUGACCAGAGCCCUUCGGAGACUACAGCCUGGGAUUGUGGCUCCAGGGAAUGGGGAGGAGGUCAUCAGCUUUGCUACCAUCACAGACUCCUCCACUUCAAUCUGCAGCUCCAUGCUCACCUUCCACCUGUCCACUGUUCAGUCCCACCACCUAUACCAUGCCCGUCUCUGGCUGCAUGUGCUCCGAACCUUUCCUGGCACUCUUUACCUGAGGAUCUUCCGAUGGGGCCCAAGGAGGAAGCACAGAGGAUCCCGGACCCUCCUGGCAGAGCACCAAAUCACUACCCCAGGCUGGCAUGCCCUUACUCUGCCCUCUAGUGGCUUGAGAGGUGAGGAAUCUGCUGUCUUGAAACUCCAACUGAACUGCAGAUCCCUAGAAGGCAACAAGACAAUUACUGGACCACUGAGGUGGCUACUGGACACUACCGGACACCAGCAGCCCUUCCUGGAGCUUAAGAUUCGUGUCAACGAGCCUGAAGCAGGCCGGGCCAAGAGGAGGACUCCCACCUGUGAGCCUGAGACCCCCUUAUGUUGUAGGCGAGAUCAUUAUGUAGACUUUCAGGAACUGGGAUGGCGAGACUGGAUCCUGCAGCCUGAAGGUUACCAGCUGAAUUACUGCAGUGGGCAGUGCCCACCCCACCUGGCUGGCAGCCCUGGCAUUGCUGCUUCCUUCCAUUCUGCUGUCUUCAGCCUCCUUAAAGCCAACAAUCCUUGGCCUGAGGGUACUUCCUGUUGUGUCCCUACUGCCCGAAGGCCUCUCUCUCUCCUCUACCUUGACCAUAAUGGCAAUGUGGUCAAGACAGAUGUGCCAGAUAUGGUGGUGGAGGCUUGUGGUUGUAGCUAGCAAGAGGACCUGGGGGUUCAGAUAGAAGAUAUCAAGUUGGGGGUUCCCAGGUAAAGGGCAUCUGUGUCUGGAGGCAUCAGAUUUCCUGAUCCGCACCUCCACCCAACAAGACCACCUGGCACUAUGUCAGGGUUGACCCCUAUGUGACCCAAAUGCACACUUUCUUGUCCCAGACUUUUGGCCUUUUUCAGGCUGGUUGAUAUGUGGGCAAAUGGGUAAAGUAUUUCCUCUAAGGGGACUACCCAGGCAGUAUGAUUUUCUACCCCAAGUGAGAAGAUGGCAGGGGCUAGCAGGGAAGAGAGGGAAGGAGAAGGCAGAGAAAAUUACUUAAUCUCUCCCAAGAAGAGUAAGUCCUCAAGAAAGGGAGGAAGCAGAAGUUUCAGCAAGCUUGGGACAGGGCAAAUGGGCUGGCCAAGGGUAGGGAUUGUUCAGUGCUUUAAGGGAGGGUCAAGAGGGAGAUGAACAAGGUGCCAAGGGAGGGUGUUUAGGAAAACUCCAGAAGCAGAAAUAAGGAAAAAGGGGUACUGAGCCUAAGAAAUUCUCUGAUUUUCCCUGGGGAAACACAAACAUUUAUUCUUUUUUUUUUUUUUUUUUCAUUACCAGGGAUUAAACCCAGGGCUCUUAACUACGAGCCACAUCCCCAGCCCUUUCUUAUUUUUUAAUUUUGAGACAGGGUCUUUCUAAAUUGCUUAGGCUGGUUUUGAACUUAUGAUCCUCUUGCCUCAGCCUCCCAAGCCACUGGAUUACAGGUGUGUGCCACCAUGUCCAGCUUAUACUUUCUUAAUAAAAGAGAGAAAGCAAAUCAACAAAUGUGAGUCAUGAAGAAGGGCCAAGGUGAUGGUCCAGAGUAAUAGUUUUUAAAGUGUGAUGUGGGGAUCUCAAGGAGGACCCUGAGACCCUUUCAGGGUUUCCAAAAGCCAAAACUAUUUGCAUAAUAUUAAGAUGUUAUUUGUCUUUUUUAUUCUCAUUAUCUCAAAAUCGUACAAUGGAGUUUUCCAGAGUGUUUCAAGCAAUUACAUCAUCUUUCUAACAUUAUUCUUAA
Messenger RNA from Marmota monax (woodchuck), 4551 nucleotides. It is a transcript of the gene Inhbe, whose product is annotated as inhibin subunit beta E. NCBI's taxonomy places the organism in Eukaryota, Metazoa, Chordata, Mammalia, Rodentia, Sciuridae. Gene Ontology annotation, molecular function: hormone activity; cytokine activity; growth factor activity. Bases 2385 to 3509 code for a protein of 374 amino acids. The record is from RefSeq and is a predicted model, not a curated record. The transcript has 2 exons. Gene Ontology annotation, biological process: BMP signaling pathway; SMAD protein signal transduction. Gene Ontology annotation, cellular component: extracellular region.